AUGCGACUAGUCAUGGAGAACUCCCCUCUCCUACGCUUCAUCUCACUCACUGUCCCACUAGCCAUGUUUCUCCAGGCCAUGGCAGUGCCGUCUCUCCAAGAACAAGCAGGAGCCCUCCUUGCCUGGAAAGACACACUAGAAAGCCACCCUGCCCAGCUUCAAUUCUGGGGAAUGGGAAACAACACUAACUGGCCCUGCAGCUGGUACGGCAUCGAGUGCAGCAAGUACCAGGCAACGCACCAAGAGGUGAUCACCAAGAUCUCUCUACGUGGGCUGCGGCUGAGAGGGGAGCUCGACGCCCUCAACUUCACGGCGUUGGCGACCCUGACGAGCAUCCAACUCUCGCACAACAGGCUCACCGGGAGGAUCCCUCCCGGCAUUGUGUCACUCAGAGAGCUCCGGUUCCUGCUUCUUCAACGCAAUCAGAUAAGGGGCCCUUUAUCACCUGCUUUAGCAUCCAUGAAAAACCUACGGUGCUUAAUGCUCCAGGAGAAUAAACUCUCUGGUGAAAUACCAAGGCAAAUAGGAGAACUAGAGAAUCUUGUUUCGCUUAACUUAUCUGCCAAUCACUUGUCUGGUCCCAUCCCCAGUGAAAUAGGGUACCUAAAGAAGCUUGUCUGGUUAGGUCUUGUCAACAACAACCUCAUAGGCCCUAUUCCAAGAACUUUAGGGAAUCUCACUAAACUCACCAUCUUGUACCUUAGAGGAAAUUAUUUAUGUGGAUAUCUUCCUCCAGAACUAGGUUACCUGCUAAAUUUACGAGAGAUGUCCCUUAAUGUAAAUGAACUCAUGGGUUCCAUCCCUAAUACCUUUGGGAGUCUAAAUAACCUCACUCACUUGUAUCUCUGGGAGAACAAACUUUUUGGGCCUAUUCCUCCAGAACUAGGUUACCUGGUGAAUUUAGAAGAGUUGGAUCUUAGCAUCAACAAACUCUUUGGUUCUAUCCCUAAUACCUUUGGGAAUUUGGUUAAACUCACUAGCUUGCACCUAAGGGAUAACCAUCUUUCUGGAUUUAUUCCUCCAGAACUAGGCUACUUGGUGAAACUAGAAGAUCUGGUUAUUAGCAAUAACACAAUCAUGGGUUCCAUCCCGGAUACCUUUGGAAAUUUGACUAAGCUCACUACCUUGCAACUCAGUGAUAAUCAAUUGUUUGGACAUAUCCCUCGAGAAAUCGGCAACUUAACAAAUCUUGAGAAACUCGAGCUCUCCAAUAACUACCUCUCCGGUCCUCUGCCACCCAAUUUGUGCAUCAGUGGCCAGCUAAAGAAUUUAACUGCAGAAGAUAAUUACCUGAAUGGAUCUUUGCCAUCAAGCUUGUUAAACUGUACAAGCCUGGUCAGAGUUCGUCUUGAAAUGAAUCAACUAGAAGGAGAUAUUUCUGCGAUGGGAGCUCAUCCAAAUCUAGUGUACAUAGAUAUGAGAUCAAACAAAUUAUUUGGUCAAUUAUCUUAUAAAUGGGGGGAGUGUCGUAAACUUAACAAACUAAGUAUCUCAAACAACAACAUCACGGGUAAAAUACCCACAAGUAUGGGGCAGCUGUUUGGACUAAGGAUACUUGAUCUUUCAUCAAACAAGCUUGAAGGGGAGCUUCCAAGAGAACUUGGCAAUCUUAAAAAGUUAUUCCACCUGAACCUCGCAGACAAUUCGCUCCAUGGAAGCAUACCACAAGAAUUUUGGGCAUUGUCCAGUCUGGACUUUUUAGAUUUGUCAUCAAAUUACCUAAGCGGUUUGGUACAAGGAUCAAUUGAGAAUUGUUUAAUGCUUCGCUCAUUUAAUUUGAGACAAAAUAACUUCAGAGGAAGCAUCCCUUCCAUGCUAGGGGUGUUGCACAACUUAAUGGACAAGUUGGAUUUAAGUGAAAAUUCAUUUAGUGGGGCAAUACCAAGCCAACUUAGUAGUCUAACCAUGCUAGAAACUUUGAAUCUUUCAAACAAUGAACUUAGUGGCUUGAUCCCAUCGUCAUUUAAGAGAAUGGAAAGCUUGACAUUGAUUGAUUUAUCUUAUAAUGAAUUAGAAGGGCCAGUACCAGAGAGUAAACUCUUCCGAGGAGCUCCAAUCCAAUGGUUCAUGCAUAAUAAGAUGAUAUGUGGUGUUGUGAAAGGAUUGCCCCCUUGUAGUAGUCCAACCCAGAAUGGAGGGAAGAUGAAAGGAUACAAAACACUUGCACUAGCCAUGGUUACUACUACGAUAUGUCUUGUUCUUGUUGUAUAUAUAUUGGUGUUCCGACAUGAGAGGAACAAAUCAAAGUCAAUUGUCAAUUCUAGAGUUACACAAGAAAAAGUAUUCUCUAUUUGGAGUUUUGAUGGGGCAAAUGUGUUCAAGCAAAUUGUGGAAGCAACCACCAAUUUUAGUGAGACCCAUUGCAUUGGAACAGGGGGAUAUGGAUCUGUCUACAAAGCUAGAGUUUCAGCAUGUGAAAUAUUUGCGGUGAAGAAGAUACACACGAUACAAGAUGACUGUUGUGUGAACGAGGCAAUGUUCAAUUCUGAAAUAGAGGCAUUGGUGCGGAUUCGACAUCGAAACAUCGUCAAACUAUUUGGGUAUUGUUCCUCUAGACAAGGAAGGUUCCUUAUCUAUGAAUAUAUGGAUAGAGGUGACUUAGCGGAAAUAUUGAGAUCCAAUGCAAGAGCAAUCGAGUUAGACUGGAGAAGGCGGGUACAUAUUGUACUGGACGUGGUUCAUGCUUUGGCAUACAUGCAUCAUGAUUGUUCGUCACCAAUAGUCCACAGAGAUAUAACGAGCAACAACAUUUUGCUUGAUCUGGAAUAUCGAGCUUGCAUUUCGGACUUCGGUACUGCUAAAAUUCUCGAUAUUGAUGGCCAGAAUAUUACAAGGCUUGCAGGGACAAAAGGCUAUCUUGCCCCAGAGCUAGCAUAUACAGACAAUGUGACAGAGAAAUGUGAUCUAUAUAGCUUUGGAGUGCUUGUUUUGGAGUUAUUUGCAGGAUGCCAUCCAGGUGAUUUGCUCUCAUCCCUCUCAUUGAGAACCAAAAAUAAUGAUGUUUACUUAAAGGAUCUGCUGGACUUGAGGCUCGUGCUACCAGAUGCCGCAACCACUAGAGAAAUAUACUCCAUGCUCAGGGUUGCAGUUCAAUGCCUUGAGCCGAGUCCAUCACGCAGACCAACGGCACGGCAUGCCAGUGACGAGUUAUCAACGAUUAAAGCAUGUGCAAAUCAUAUUGAUUUUAUACAUGCUAGGCUCAUCAUUCCUACACAGUAG
Molecule: messenger RNA, 3219 nt
Organism: Triticum turgidum subsp. durum (durum wheat)
Lineage: Eukaryota; Viridiplantae; Streptophyta; Magnoliopsida; Poales; Poaceae
Source: the annotation of a GenBank genome assembly